GACGGUACACCGAGGAAUAAAACCCAAGAGCCAGAGGAAAACCGCACACACACAUACACACACACAUACACACACUCUCUCUGAGGCAGCAGCAUCGCGGAGAGCUCGCGACUGUGGAGCACUUCAGCCAGGCAAAGCACCUGAUCCAGUGUUCCGGCUGUGCUCGUCGCGCGCAUGUGUGUCUGAUCCGCGAUUUCUGAGCCUGCAUUUGCGGCAUGACAUGCAGAUAGAUCAUCCUCAUCCUCAUCAUCAUCACCAUCAUCACCAUCAUCAUCCUCCUGUAGUGUGGUUUAAUGGGGCUCCUGAGGACCAUGAUGCCGCCCAAGUUUCAGCUCCUGGCUCUGGUGCUUUUCGCGCUGGCCAUGCUCUUCAUCGAGAACCAGAUCCGCAAACUGGAGGAGUCCCGAGCAAAGCUGGAGCGCACUAUGGCCAGGUUGGAGCUACGUGAGGUGGAGCAGAGGCAGAAUCAUGACACAGUUCGUGAAUCCCCUGCGCUUGCAGAGAUUGAUGAUUUGCUCAUCAUCUACAACCGCGUGCCCAAAACUGGCAGCACGUCCUUCACUAACAUCGCCUACGACCUUUGUGCCAAGAACCGCUACCACGUUCUGCAUAUCAAUACCACCAAGAACAAUCCAGUCAUGUCCCUGCAGGAUCAGGUGAGGUUUGUUAGGAAUGUGACGUCCUGGAAGGAGAUGAAACCAGGGUUUUACCACGGACAUGUAGCAUACCUGGAUUUCUCCAAAUUUAGCGUGAGAGCAAAGCCCAUCUACAUUAACGUAGUGCGUGACCCUAUUGAGCGCCUGGUGUCCUACUACUACUUCCUGCGCUUCGGAGAUGACUACAGGCCCGGCCUGAGGCGGAGAAAGCAGGGAGACAAAAAGACGUUUGAUGAGUGUGUGGCAUCAGGGGGAUCUGACUGCGCUCCAGAGAAACUCUGGCUGCAGAUUCCAUUCUUCUGCGGCCAUUCCUCCGAGUGCUGGAAUGUAGGCAGUCGCUGGGCUCUGGAGCAGGCCAAAUACAACCUGGUGAAUGAGUAUCUGCUGGUGGGAGUGACGGAGGAGCUGGAGGACUUCAUCAUGAUGUUGGAGGCAGCACUGCCCCGUUUCUUCAGAGGAGCUACUGAUCUCUACCGCACAGGUAAGAAGUCCCACCUGAGGAAGACUAGCGAGAAGAAGCCUCCAACUAAAGAGUCCAUUUCCAAGCUGCAGCAGUCGGAUGUGUGGAAGAUGGAGAAUGAGUUCUAUGAGUUUGCACUCGAGCAGUUCCAGUUCGUCCGCGCUCAUGGUGUCAGAGAGAAGGACGGAGAGCUGUUCGUGCUGGCGCAGAACUUCUUCUACGAGAAGAUCUACCCAAAAGUGAACUGAAACAGGAGAGAGAAAGCCAUGACUUUUAACCUCUGUAUUUUCCAUCUUCACCAUGGAGGAGGACAAGGAGAGGAGAAUGUCUUCAGUAGAAAAUGGCAUCUGUGGAAAUAGAAAAAGAGCUCUUUGUGGAUUUAUUACCUCCUCAGUCAUAGUACAGUGGAAUUCUACUGUAUAUACGCUAUACAGUAGAUUACAAAACACUGUUUAUUAUAGAGAUGGAGAAGAUGUAAACUAUGCCGCGAGCACUGAUUACAGGAACUUUUAGAGUACUUUGAUGUCCAGUGCUCUUCUUUCUCAGACUUUAUGGCAGCCUGGACAAAUUUAUCACACCUGAAAAAGGCAUUUGUUUAAAAUAAUUCAUUUAGAAUUCCCUAAAAAGAGAUAAAGGGUACAUUUGAAAGUGAAACUCAACAGGGUGAAAAAUGGGUCUACAUUUUGUACCAGCCAGCGGCACAUUAAAUGCACCUUCCAUUUUAUUAUUAAGUGUUCUCAACUUUUUUUUUCCCUCUUUGGCAUUGUGUUUUUUAUGAUAGAAUGCCAUGUAUGUGUUUAGUGUGAAUAUUGUACCCCAACAAAAGAUCAAGUAGAACUCGUACAUAAUGCCUGUUUUACGCAGUCGGACCAAAUGGCUAUAAGAGAAACCAAGUCAUAGAUGUUGACCUUCAACUUUGGAAUGCUGAGAAAAACAAAAGAAGAAGCAGUACUUGAAGUAUUGCACUUUAAAAUCCCAAUAUUUUCUGUUUGUUUUUCAGUGUGGUUAUAAGGCAGAGGAUUUCCAAUGGACCACUGAAGAAAACAAUCAAGUAACUUGUACUUUUUUAUCAUCUGAGUGCAGGUAAUCAGUCCACUGAGAUUUCUAAUGAAGAGGGACAGAAGAAUGUAGCUGCCUUCAGCUUGGACUGUGGUCCUGUAGCUCCUCGGAGGAACCUUACUGGAGAGGUGAUGAUCUUUGUGGAGACCCUGUGCUUUUUAGAAGCCCUGGAUUGUCCAAAAAAAAAAAAACAAACAACAAAAAAGCUAGAUGUUUUAGUCAGUGCUGUUUUUUUACUUUGUGUUUUUGCUACUGUAUCUGUAAAGAAGAGCGAGGAGUCUGGGUACAGAGAGAUUUGAUAGCCAGGAAUAGAAUUGACUGAAAAUCAUCUAAACGCCUCCAUUUCCAAGACUGUGACAUGCACACUCAGAUCCUAUCUAGCUCCACUUUCAAUAGUGCCUUCAUAACCAGACGGCCAGCAUUCGUUCUCUGAAUGGUCAAAAACAUCACUCACUUUUCUAGGCCAUGUUUUUUUCAGAUACUGGCUUUCUUUUUGAGUUUCUGUUGUUAAUGUUUUCUUGGUGAAAAUUGUCUUUAAUGCAUUUUAAUAAACCCUGAACUGUCAUUGA
Pangasianodon hypophthalmus (striped catfish) is the source of this 2744-nucleotide messenger RNA. It is a transcript of the gene hs2st1b, whose product is annotated as heparan sulfate 2-O-sulfotransferase 1b. Gene Ontology annotation, molecular function: heparan sulfate 2-sulfotransferase activity. The transcript has 8 exons. The coding region runs from base 294 to 1364 and encodes 356 amino acids. Gene Ontology annotation, cellular component: membrane. NCBI's taxonomy places the organism in Eukaryota, Metazoa, Chordata, Actinopteri, Siluriformes, Pangasiidae. The record is from RefSeq and is a predicted model, not a curated record.